Acipenser ruthenus (sterlet) is the source of this 6237-nucleotide messenger RNA. RefSeq names its product ral guanine nucleotide dissociation stimulator-like 2. Gene Ontology annotation, biological process: Ras protein signal transduction; positive regulation of GTPase activity. Gene Ontology annotation, molecular function: guanyl-nucleotide exchange factor activity. Gene Ontology annotation, cellular component: plasma membrane. The record is from RefSeq and is a predicted model, not a curated record. NCBI's taxonomy places the organism in Eukaryota, Metazoa, Chordata, Actinopteri, Acipenseriformes, Acipenseridae.
UGUGUGUGUGAGUCAGUGUGCGUGUGUCAGUGUGAGUGACGUCGCGUCACUGCUGUAUUCUGAUGACAGCGAGUCUGCGGACAGACGCACAGUACAGUAGCGCACGACUGUACUACCGGAGUCUGUCUGGGUAGCCUGCCUGCUAUCGACCGAGGAAAGGACGUCUUGUGAAAAGGGAUUCAAACAAAUACUUAAACAUUAAAGAUCACAGGAAGGAAGGGGAACCCGGAUCUGCGCAUGUGUAGUUCUAAAGAAGAUGCAUUAUGUAUGAUUUGGUUUUCGUUUAAGAAGCGCAUGAAGGUUGAAGUAAGACCCCUGCAUGCAGAGACGGGAGUAUUGCAGCGCAUGGAUCUGGUUUUAUUUCAAACACACAGAGACUCGCACGGCAGCUAAACGGAAUACGGGUCUGUCCUCACCAUUACUGGAAGAGGAAUACAAUUGGAUCAAGUCUGUCUGUCUGCCUGUCUGUCACUCCACUGAACUGGAGACUCACUGAUCAAAAGCAGGGAGGCUGCGUGGAACUCUGAGGGGUACAGACCUCACAGCACCCCGUGGAACUCUGAGGGGUACAGACCUCACAGCACCCCGUGGAACUCUGAGGGGUACAGACCUCACAGCACCCCGUGGAACUCUGAGGGGUACAGACCUCACAGCACCCCGUGGAACUCUGAGGGGUACAGACCUCACAGCACCCCGUCUUCACAAGAACUUGAACAGACAUGGAUUGGACUUACAAGCUAGACAUGAUCGGAUUGGACAUCUAACCCAUGAUUAAAAAGAGGUGGAGAGGGAGCGAGGGAUGGAGAAAGAGGGGAAUGGAGAGAUACUGGUGUGGUCUGUCUGUCUGUCUGUCUGUCUGUCUGUCUGUCUGUCUGUGUGAUGCUACUUAUUUAAUCUGCACCUGAGUUUCAAAGACACACCUAUAUAUAUUAAAGCUUGUCUGUCCGUCUGUCUGUCUGUCUGAAAACAGGAGUGUCAAUUUAAACACCCUUAAAGAGGCUGUCUUGCUUAGUGUGAGUGAGUGUGUGUGAGUGAGUCGCUGUGUGUGAGUGUGUGAGAGAGUGAGUCGCUGUGUGUGAGUGAGUGUGUGAGAGAGUGAGUCGCUGUGUGUGAGAGAGUGAGUCGCUGUGUGUGAGUGUGAGUGUGUGAGAGAGUGAGUCGCUGUGUGUGAGUGUGUGUGAGUGUGUGAGAGAGUGAGUCACUGUGUGUGAGUGUGUGAGAGAGUGAGUCGCUGUGUAUGAGUGUGAGUGAGUGUUUGAAUGGUAGAGUGACCAUCACUGUGUUGUUGCAGUUCAGGGUGAUGCCAGACGCUGUUUGGUGAAACGUUUAUUGGAUUGAAUUAGUUUGACUGAAUACUUCCAUUCCUGUUACUCCUGGUACCCCAGGAGUAAAAGUUAUUAACAGUGGAACUCAUGUGGCUUCAUUGAAGGGAUUCGAAGUGGAAUAGUUUCUAGUGGUUUGUAUACAUAUGAAGUGAGCCAAUUUGUAUAUAUAUAUAUACAUAUAUAGUUAUUAUUGAAAACUCCAAUGCUUUUUUGAUUUUAGUCAAUAAUUCUGAUAUUCUUUCCAUGUAACGCCUAUUUAUUGAAAGUCGUUGAUAUUUAUGAACAGUAACAUUGGAGGACUUAACAGCUUGGUUUGAUAGAUGAGUUCCUGGGUUCAUUUAUUUUACUAAUAUAAGCACCAAAGUUGUGAAAAUACAUCUGCUUUCUAUUUUUUAUAAUUACAUAUUUAAAUUAUUUUAUUUAAUAAAACGUAGAAUAGUUGUUCUCUUAUAGAAACUUUACUUUGGUUUUCUAUUUUUUUUUUUUUUUUGAUUUUUCAGUUUGUGAAUGAAUUUAUUCAGUGCAAGCAAUAGUCCAUGACUGUGAUUGUACUAAUUGAUUGAUUGUGCCUGUCUGUGUCUUUGUGUCUGAGUCUGUGUGUGUGUGUGUGUGUGUGUGUGUGUGUGUGUGUGUGUGUGUUUGGGUCUCUCCAUCUCUCUGCCUCCCCCCCCCACGUUUCUAUGAAUGGUUGGUUUGGACCAUGCUCCCCCGUGGAAUUUAUUAUAGUGGUUUGGACCUGCCUGGGGGGGAGGAGCCUAGUGUGACCCUGAGCAGCUUCCGACCCCGCGACCCAGACGACAAAACCACAGCCUCCCAGAAUGAUGACAUCACCGCCUCACACUCAUCCCAGCAUGCAGCAUCGCCGCAGGUUGGACUGGGACUCGGCUCAGGACUAAUGAAGACGAAAUGGUAUUGCACACUGGAAACGCCGCCCCCCGCUCCCGUCCUGGAGGAGUGUGAGGAGGAGGGCGCUCUCUACACCGUCACACGCAGGCAGCAGCCGUCCCAGCACAGCGCCACCAGGGGGCAGCCAUGGCACGGGGACCUUGUUGGACACAGCGAGACAUGUCUGGUGCGCUCCAUCAAGGCGGGGACAGUGGACAGACUCGUCCUUCACCUGCUGGACUGCUUCCGUCUUGGGGACUCGUCCUACGUGUCCGUCUUCCUGUCCACCUACAGGACGUUCAGCUCGCCGGAACAGGCUCUGAGGAUCCUGCUGGACAGGUUAGAGUUCCCCCCUGUGGGCUCAGCUGGUAGUGCAGAGAGGAGCGCUCGAGAGAGACUGGAAUUCAACAACACUGUGUCGUCAGUGUUCUCGACCUGGCUCGAGGGGUACCCCGAGGAUUUCCGUGCCCUGGGGGACCCCUCCCUGCUCGAGCGCUUGGUGGAGGUGCUGAGAACCAAGCUGCCGGGGUCAGAAGUCAAGGGGCGCGCCCACAUGCUGCUCAGAGAGGUCAGGGAGGAGCAGCAAACACAUGAGAGGAGAGCGUCAUAGCAGAACAGCUGAGCAGCAUCGAGACUGCCCUGUUUCUCAGGGUGGUUCCCUAUCACUGCCUGGGCUCCCUCUGGUCUCAGAGGGAUAAGAAGGGGAAGGAGCAGCUCUGCCCCUCGGUGCGAGCCACGGUGCGGCAGUUCAACCAGCUGACCAGCGCGGUCAUGACCUCCUGCCUCGGAAACACCUCCCUGCGCAGCCAGCAGAGAGCCCGGCUGAUCGAGAAGUGGAUCAGAGCUGCCGAGGAGUGCCGCACUCGUAAGAACUUCUCCAGUCUCUACGCGAUUAUCUCGGCUCUGCAGUCAAACGGGGUGCACCGCCUGAAGAGGACCUGGGAGGAGACAUCGAGGGAUGCAGUGCGGAGCUAUGAGGAGCUGUCUGAGAUUUUCUCUGAGGAGGAUAACUACUCACACAGCCGCGAGCUGCUCAAAGAGGAGGGGACCUCCAAAUUUGCCAAUGUGGGAAAGAAACAUCCCGGGGUCCCAGUUCACGGGACGGUCCCCUAUCUCGGCACCUUCCUGACUGACCUGGUCAUGCUGGACACGGCAGUGAAGGAUCAUCUGGAGAACGGCUACAUCAACUUCGACAAGCGCAGAAAGGAGUUUGAGAUCAUCGCUCAGAUCCGCCUGCUUCAGUCAUCCUGCAAAAACAGCACCUUCCAGACUGAUGAGAGCUUCAUGCACUGGUACAGCAGCCUGCCCAGACUGAGUGAGGCAGAGAGCUACCGGCUCUCCUGUGAAAUCGAGCCUCCUGGGGAACUAACCACUCCCACCAGGACUGUGAAACCAACCGUGAUCAUCACACACUGCACUGACCUCCUCUCCUCCAUCGCUAGUCCGGCUGGGGCAGGAGGGUUCAAGGCCUGGGACAAGCUGGGGUCCCCGCAGGGCGCAGGUGAAGGGUGGUCCGAGUAUCUCGAGGGAUCGGACAGCCAGCUGAAGCCAGUUAACCCCUUGCUGUCCAGAAUCACCAAGCACAUGAAAUCUCCCUCAGUUUCCUGUCUUGAUGCUGUAGCCAACGCCCCUGGUUCUAACCACACCCCCUCCUCCCCACCCUCUACUCUGACUCCUCCUCUGGGCUUUGUGAAGUCACACCGUCGCUCCGCCUCCUGUGGCUCGGCCCCGCCUCCUGGCGCUGUGAAAGCAGAGUCAGACAUACGCAUAAUCAGAGUGGAGAUGGGCCUGGAGGAUGGGAACAUGUACCGGAGCAUACUGGUCUCCAGUAAUGACAAGGCCCCCACAGUGAUCAGUAAAGCCCUGGAGAAGCACAACCAGGAUCCCAGUAAAGCAUCCCAGUAUGAACUAGUCCAGGUGCUGCCCGAGGGGAAAGAAUUGACGAUACCCAGUACAGGAAAUGUUUUCUAUGCGAUGACAUCAUCAAGCGUGGACUUCCUGUUGCGCAAGAAGGGCAUGGCCUCGCCCCAGGUUCGACCAGUGAGCUCGGAUGUGAGUGCCACCUUCCCGCGAAUCAAAUCCAAGGGGCUGAAAAUCGCGCGUGCAUUCUUCUGACCUCACUUCCUGUCUGCUGAGCCAUCAUCGCAGGCGUGUAAUCUGUGAACUCUGACCUCCAGUCCGUAUUGACAGUACCUGACUGACCCAGCAAGCGGAGGAGGAGGAGGAGGAGGAGGAGGAGGAGGAGGAGGAAGAGGAGGAGUCACAGACUCACUGCGAGAAGAAUAAGAAGCAGUGCUGACCAGGCCUGACCCUGAGACUGCUGCUGAACUUCAUGAGAUCAGAGCCAAUCAUAAUCCAAGAAACUGAGACAAACACUGAGACACACACUGAGACUCACACACACUGAAACACACACUGAUACACAGAGACACACACUGAGACUCACACACACUGAGACACACACUGAUACACAGAGACACAGACUGAGACACACACUGAGACACAUACUGAUACACACACACGCACACUGAGAAACACACUGAGACACAUACUGAGACACACACACACGCACACUGAGAAACACACUGAGACACAUACUGAGACACACACACACACUGAGACACACACUGAUACACAGAGACACAGACUGAGACACACACACACACACACUGAGAAACACACUGAGACACAUACUGAGACACACACACACACUGAGACACAUACUGAUAUACAGAGACACACACUGAGACACAUACUGAGACACAUACUGAUACAGAGACACACUGAGAAACACACUGAGACACACACUGAGACACGGACACACAGAUGCACACACAGACACACUGAUACACAGAGACACACACACACACACACACAGAGACACACACAGAGACACACACUGAGAUACACAGAUACAAACGAGACACACACAGAUGCACAGACAAACACACAGAUACACACACAACCACUGAAACACACACUGGUACACGGACACACAGAUGCACACACAACCACUGAAACACACACUGACACACAGACACAAAUACACACACACAGACACACACUGACACACAGAUUCUUACAGACACACACAAACACUUUGCAAUAACGAGCGGUUGAGUCUUGCCGCUCUCUCUCUCUAUGCAAUCGGAGUGACUCUGGGUCAGAACCCCGCUGGACAGGCCCGCAGGGACAGAGGCUUCUAGUCUGCAGUAGUUAGCUGGACUCUGCAGUUUGUUAAGAGGAGUCGAUGCCCUUGGCUCUGGCACUCACCGUGAUGAGCCGCAUCGAGGCACUUUGAACGUCACACACUAAAACUAAACAAAGAACUUUAUAUGAGAAUGCUUGAGGACUGUGUGUUUAUUAAUAAUGACCAUGUUUGCUUCUGUUUAUCAAAUAAUGUGCAAUGCAGGCAGACAGACUGGUGCACUACACUGUCACAAUGUCUGUAUAUUACUGAGGGGCAAUGGUAGUGGAGGGCAGCUACAAUGCAUGAGUCCCACAGUACCUUAACUUCACCCUUCCCAAAUGAUCUUCAAAGGUAAUGCAGACAGUGGCACUACAGUGGCAAUAACGGUUCUGUGUUAUACAAAGGGGCAACGGCAGCACAAGUAUAGGGCAGCUACAAUGGGGUGAGGCUGGUAGAAUGGGAUCGCAGUGUGCCAGCUGUUGUAGAAUUCAGAAAGUUAAAGUUUGUUAUCUGACUUCUGUUUAUACAUCCAUGAGUAGAAAUAAUUGUGAUUCCGAACUCUGUUGCAGAUUUCAACAAAGAUAUUUUAUUAGAUAGAGUAGUGCAGCUGGGGGUGCUCUCGUUUCCUUAAGUGAAUGUAACAUCAAAGCCUCCACAGGAAACCAGAAUGUAAGGAAGGAAUUGUAAUUCUUUUGAAGGUUUUAGCCCCAGAAUGUUAUCUCUGAGAAAACACGGGAUCUCCUUUAAAUUGCCAUAUGAUGCAUUUUAAAGCUUUCCCCUUGCCAUCUGCCCUUCCUCCUCCAGCAAUUAAUAUUAAACUCAAAACUGUCUAACCAA